UUUCCCUACUCUACCAGUCUUCCUUCUUUCAAUUUUUCUAUUUAUUUCCAUUUCAGUCCUUUCUCUCUCCCUUGAUACUCCCUUUGCUUUGGUGUGGUGUGAGAGACACUCUCCUCUCUUCUCUUCUUUCUCUCAAACUAGUUUUAGUUUCGAUUCUCAAACAAUUUCAGGAGCGAACCAUCAAGGGAAGGGUAUUCUCGUACUUUCACUCUCCAUGGUCACGUCCACUCACUUCAUCACCACCAGCGACACUCACUUCGUCACCGGUGCCGCCGGGUUGGGGUCAAUGUCCGCGGCGGCGGUAACUCCGGCGGUGCUCUUCACAGCCCUCGCCGGCUUUGCUCUAGUCGCCGCCGUAUUCUGCGGUGGUAGUAGGUUACUCGAAUGAAAGAAUUAUAGAGCCUCGUCGCAAUCGCAAAAACCCUAGCUAGAGGAUACUGUUUUCGAUUCCGAUUUAGUCGCACUAUUAGGGAAAACUAAACACGAAAAAGUGUACAUAGAAGGAAUUUAUAGAUGAAUCCCCUUAGACGAAGUCUCAAUUCGCAACCGUCGUCCUCGAACUCCUCUCCUUCGUCGUCGUCGUCGCAAUCGUCGUCGACCUCCUCGUCGUGGAUCCAUUUGCGAUCGGUUCUUUUCGUUGUCACUGCUUCCUCACCUGCUUCUUGUUCGUCCUCUGAUCGAGGUCGUCUUAAAUCACCGUGGUCGCGUAGGAAAAGGAAACAUGUACUUUCACCUCGGCAAUGGAAAAGCUUGUUUACCCAAGAUGGGAGAAUUCGGGAUGGUGGAAUUAAGUUCCUGAAAAGAGUUCGCAGUGGAGGUGUUGAUCCUAGUAUUAGAGCUGAAGUUUGGCCAUUCCUACUCGGAGUCUAUGACUUGGACAGUACUAAGGAAGAAAGAGAUGCUAUAAGAACUCAAAAUAGAAAGGAGUAUGAGAAAUUUCGCAGACAGUGCCGGCAACUGCUAAAGCACAAUAAUGGGAGCUUUAAGUUAAAUGAAAUAGGGGAAAUCAGCUAUGAAGGGGAUGGUGGAAGUCUUAUUCAAGAUUAUGGUUCUCCUAGUUCAGAAGAUGCAACAAGUGCAAGAGAAUCUCUUUCCAGUGAGGAUCAUAGUCCAGAUGCUGAAUAUUCAGAUGAUCCAUCUAGUGCCCUGUUGGAAGGAGACGAUGUUCCAAACGUCAGCAAUGCUGAUACCUCUGCACUGGAUACUGAUUCCACUGAUUCAGACUCCUCAGAAGGUCCUGAGAUAAUUCAGACAUUUCCUUCUGAUGAUGGUCAGGAAGACAGCAAUUCCAAGACCCCCAAGGAUAAUUCUUCUCCCUCUGUAAUGCAAGUUCCUUCAAAACUAUGGACUAAUGAAGAUUUUGCCACCUGGCAACGGAUCAUCCGACUUGAUGCAGUACGGGCGAAUGGGGAAUGGAUGCCAUACUCCCCUUCUCAAGCUGUGGUACCAGACUGUAGGGCACAUCGUUCUGCUGAGGCGGUUGGAUUGAAGGAUUAUGGUCACCUGGAUGCCAGCAGAAUCUUUCAUGCUGCUCGACUGGUUGCAAUUCUUGAAGCAUAUGCUUUAUACGACCCUGAAAUCGGCUACUGCCAGGGUAUGAGUGAUUUGCUAUCUCCUAUAGUUAGUGUUAUACCAGAAGAUCACGAGGCUUUCUGGUGUUUUGUUGGAUUCAUGAGAAAGGCUCGGCAAAAUUUCAGGCUUGAUGAGGUGGGUAUUAGGAGGCAACUAGAUAUAGUUGCAAAAAUUAUUAAGUUCAAGGAUGGCCACCUGUUUAGGCAUUUGCAGAAGCUGCAGGCCGAGGAUUGCUUUUUUGUGUAUAGGAUGGUGGUGGUAUUGUUUAGAAGGGAGUUGACAUUUGAGCAGACUCUUUGCCUUUGGGAAGUAAUGUGGGCAGAUCAAGCAGCAAUCCGAGCAGGUAUCGGGAAAUCUGCAUGGAGCAGAAUUAGGCAGCGAGCUCCACCAACAGACGAUUUAUUGCUUUACGCAAUAGCAGCAUCAGUUCUACAAAGGAGAAAGUUGAUCAUUGAGAAGUACAGCAGCAUGGACGAGAUCAUUAAGGAAUGCAAUGGCAUGACUGGACACCUUGAUGUUUGGAAGCUGCUUGAUGACGCCCAUAACUUGGUUGUCACCCUUCAUGACAAAAUGAAAAUAGAGACAUCAUUACGAUGAGUGCAGGUGAUACUGGAACAAAGCAAACCAAAGCAAACCAAAUGACGUGGCCAAAAUAUCUUUAAUUUCAAGCUGCCAGAUUUCUCCACGCAUCUAAACGUGCUGCAAAUGUUGAGUUAUUAUUACUGAACUUAGUCUGCUGCAUGACGAAACUUGCCAUGCUUAUUUACCAGGUUCCGGUUUGGACAAUGUUGGCUAAUGUGGG
Molecule: messenger RNA, 2374 nt
Organism: Vigna umbellata (rice bean)
Lineage: Eukaryota; Viridiplantae; Streptophyta; Magnoliopsida; Fabales; Fabaceae
Product: rab GTPase-activating protein 22-like
Biological process (GO): activation of GTPase activity
Molecular function (GO): GTPase activator activity
Source: RefSeq, a predicted model, not a curated record